This is a messenger RNA of Physella acuta, 4113 nucleotides long. RefSeq lists its product as uncharacterized. The record is from RefSeq and is a predicted model, not a curated record. Lineage: Eukaryota; Metazoa; Mollusca; Gastropoda; Physidae.
UCUAGGUCUUGGCUUGGUUAUGGUUGUUUGGGCUAGACCUAUCGAUUUAUUUUAACUGAACGGCAAAGAUGGCUUCAACUUUUCUGCUGCUGCAUUAAGGCGUUUGAAUCCAGUUUAAUAAAGUUUGUCUGUUAAAAUCUUUAACAAGACAUUUUCCUACAUCAGAGAUCACUGAUCUCUGAUUUAUGUCUUGGAAUCAACUCAUCUGUGCUGCCUAAAUCUGUCUUUGGAUUUUGGUAGUGCAGUCUCAUCUCAGAAUUUCAUUUCAAAAGUUGAAGACACGUCUUGCUCAAGAAAGUGAAAAUAGUAUCAACUUCCAUAGUAUUUCAAAUCAGAAGGCAUUAGUGCUGCCAACUUGACAGCAGCAACAAUGAAUUAUGACAUGAACACUUACCCUGCCUACAAUAACUUUGAGACUUAUGGAGGUUCAGCUGGUGAGCAACAGUAUACUGGUGUAAAUCAAGCACCUGGUGCUUAUCCAUGGAAUGCUUCAGCUAGUGCUCCAGUGGCUAGUCAGAGUACUCCUGAACAGCCCUCACAGCCAUACGAUUAUAAUUAUGGAUAUGGCAACUAUUCAGGGGGCUAUCAAGAUUACAGUGAAGGCUAUGAUUACGGUUAUGAAGGUAGUUAUGAUCAAUGGAAUGCCACUACUAGUAACACAACUAUCACUAGCUCAGCAAAACCACCACAGAGGGGUGGUUAUACUCCAGCAGAAAGGGGCGGUUAUUCCCAAUCUGUGGCUCCAAAGAGAGGUGGUUAUGCACCAGCUGAAGUUCCUCAAAGAGGUGGCUUUGCGCAGUCUGCUGCUCCAGAAACAGGUGGCUAUGCACAGUCAGAUUCAUCACAAGCUGGGGGAUAUGCACAACCACCACCUCCACAAAGAGGUGGCUUUACACAACCACCACCUCCGCAAAGAGGAGGUUAUAUACAACCACCACCUCCGCAAAGAGGAGGUUAUACACAGCCACCACCUCCUCAAAGAGGUGGCUUUAUACAACCACCACCUUCACAGAGAGGUGGCUAUACUCAACCACCACCUUCACUGUUAGGGGGCUAUACACAGCCACCUCCUUCACAGAUAGGGGGCUAUGCACAACCACCUCCCCCUCAAAGAGGUGGCUAUGCACAGUCAGGAGCGCCUCAAGAAAGUGAUUAUACACCAGAGGCCACAGCACAGAGAGGUGGUUAUACACAAACACAAGGUUAUGAGUACGCUGGUCCAGCUGGAGAUAAUGGUGCUUAUGCUGGAGGCAAUGUUCAAGGGGAAGCACCUUUUGGAAGAGGCAGAGGAGUCGCUGGCAUGAGAGGUGGGGGUAGAGGCAUGGGAGCAGGUAGAGCAACUAUAGGAGAGCAAAACUGGGGUAAUGAUGGAGAUAAUGCUAAACCAUGGAAUGUUGGCAGAGGUGGUUUUAAUAACAUAGGCUACGAGGCAAAAAAGCCAUUUGGUUUUGGUAGUGGAAAUAGGGGUCGUGGUAGAGGAGGAAUGCAGGCUGAAACCGCCCACUCUAAUACUGGGUUUGGUCAUUUCGCCAACAACAGAGUUCCAAUGAAUCAAGAGUCAUUAAAUGCUAGCUCUACAACACAGGCAUUAAUUUCAAGAUGGAAAACAUUUACCAGAGGUUUUACAGAUUGUGGGAACGCUAUCUCCAACUUGGAAUGCUCACUCAAAGCUUCAAAGAUUAACAUCCUCCAAUUGCACUUUGAUUGCAAGUUUCUUUCUAAAUGUAACACCUACAGCAUCUUUACUGGCGUUCUUCAUAUCAAUAAAAUUGUUGACAACAAUGUAACUGAAUCUCUGUUUAUUGCCAGAGGGGUGGGUCUCAGCAAAAAGAGCGCAAAAAUGGAUUGUUAUGAGAAGGCUUAUAACUUGUUGCUAAACUGUAAUGUUCAAGACAUUGUGACUCAAAAGGACUAUGGGGAGGCCAAACUUUCACAAGAUGUUCAAACUUUGUACAAAGAAAAUCCUGAAGAGUUUUCUGAACUUUUAAAAAAAAGCAUCGCUUUGAUAGAAGUGGUAGUCCCUAAAGCAUCAGUAACUCCCAUCAAUUCUGGACAAGGAGCAAACCGUGGAAGAGGACACACAGGAAAUCAAGGCAUCAGUCGUGGUGGAACUCAAGCAAUGGGUCGUGGGGGAGUAGGAGUAAGUCGUGGGGGUCUUGGAAUAGGUCGUGGUGCAGGUCAAGCUAUGGGUCGUGGGGGUCCAGGAUUAGGUCGUGGUACAGGUCAAGCUAUGGGACGUGGAGGUGGUCUAGGUAUGGGACGUGGAGGAGGCCUAGGUACUGGACGUGGUAGCAGUCAAAGAGGGGGUCGUGGUGGAAGUCAAGGAGUAGGUCGUGGUGGAAGUCUGGGUACCAGCGGUGCUGUUAAUAAAGUAGCAGGUCGUGGUGGAAUUCAAGCAGGCAGUCGUGGUGGGUCCAUUGCAGGAAAGAAACGUGCUUCUAACACACCAUUAAGUGACGUUGAUGCUAAACGACCAAGAUUUUCAUUGGCACCAACGAAAACAGUUGGAAUUCUUAUGAAUCCUGCAGAUCCAUUAAUAGACAAACUAGCCAAGUUGAAAAAGUUACUAAAAGAAGAAGGGAUUACUAAGCUGCAUAUAGUUCCUAAAGUUGACCAAAUAGCCCAUAAGACCGCAAUAAAUAUUAAGAAUAUUUACAGGUUUCAAGAUGUUCCCAUUCUUGGGUUUGAGAGCAAAAUGCCAGUUUAUUGUGAAGUUUACUUCGAUGAUGUUUUCAUGGCUGAUGGAAUAGCUGAUUUCAAAAGAAAUGUUGCCAUGCAAGAUGCUUAUAACAAUUUGGCCACAGCUCUUUAUUCCCAACCACUGGAAGCCAUUGUUUCUUGUUCUAGAAUUUGGCAACCAUUUAUGUGCUCAGAUCCUGAUGUCUGUAAUGUAGUUACUAAGUGGCAAGGAGAAGAUAACAAUUCACUAUUGACCAGCAAUCUGACCAACAUGAAACAGAUGAUGCAGUCCAUGCCUGAUGUAACUAUUCCAAUAGAAAAAAUGGUACUCACUGAACAUGAAUCAGAUAAAGAUAUCCAAAAUAUUUUCAAGGCAUUAGAGCUUAGUGCCACAAGAAAUCUGAUGCUUUUAGAAUGUGAAAUUGUCAGAAACCCUGAUUUAAAAUUUACAUGUUCAAUCUCUUUGCAAGGCAGACUUUUAGCAAGUAGGACACAUGGAACAAAAAAUGGUGCUAAGCGUGUUUGUUCUGAAGCUGUAAUGAAUGAAUUAAAGAAAAAUAAUGAUUACAUAUUUGUUGCUACUGAGUAUAUUGGGAAGAAGAUCACCAAUCAAGAGCUGGUCUUAGAAGCAGCUAAAAAAAAGGCACUUGGAGAACCACCUGCUAAAGUUUUCUUCAAAAAAACAGAACACAAAGAUGGAGAAAAUGCUAAACAAGAUGUUGCAGAUGCAACAAAACCUGACUUGGAAAACAAAACUGACACUGAAGAAAUGAAAGCCCUUGUGCCUUGGAUGGCUGCAGUAAUGUAUGAUAUCAUUGAUGAUUAUUAUCAAAAGAUAACCCUUGAAGAUCUCAUGGUUAAUGUGACGGACAUGACUAAAAUACAGAGAGAUGUUGUAAAUGCAUGUGCUUCCAAGAUGGGCUUGCGUGUAAUUACCAAGCUGAAAACUCACACAGACAGUUCAUUACUGAGACGUACAGUCACUGCUCAAGAUAUGUGCAAAAUGUUGCAGUUGCAUGGUGGUCAGUCUGGAAGAUACAAAUUGGUGACGUGCAAAAAUAAAUUAUCAGAGGUGGAAAAAGAAAAAUUUCGAGCUGAAUGCCUGCAACAACACCAGAAACUGGUGGACGCUCGAACAAAUGAUGACCCUGAUGCUCAGCCUACAGAGCCUACACCAGCCCCAAUCAAAAGCACAGUAAGACCAGCUGCUAAAACUGCUCCAGCCACUAAAACAGGAACAGCACCUAAAAUAAGGCCAGGCUCAACAUAUCGCCCUUUUCGUCCACAAUCCAGACCAGCUUUUAGAGCUCCUCAUCACAUGCAAGCAUUUAAUCGUCCUAUGCCUCUGAUGAGUUCCCAUCUUCAUUAUGGACCACCAAGAAUGCCUAGAUUUCCAUUUCCUAGAUUUUAAACUUGUUUUUUUAAAACGUGGAA